AUGUCGUCGUCAGUGGCGGUCGCGGCUGCCCCAUUGCAAUUUCAUGACUACUUGCAGUUCCCAAUCAAUGAUACAAAACCACCAAUACCGGACUUCUCGAAAUUUAGAAAUUUACGAGGGAAAAGUGUGUAUGCUGAAUCUCGAAAAACAUUUGAGGUUUAUGCCGACCCGCCAUCAGAAGGAGCCCAUUUUGCCGAGGGGGAUUGUUAUCCACGGCUUGACUCUGACUCACCAACAUUAGUCGCGCGAACCGUUCGACGCCGGUCCAGGAGUGUGACUUCAUUAUUAACUUUAUCGCGCGAACGAAAACUUAUUGAGCCGGUGGUGGUCCCAGCGCUGCCGUCCCCUUCAGUCUCGGUUUCAGUUGGCAAUCGCGGAGUCGAAUUCUUGAAAGGUCUCGCGGGGAGCGUUACAGGGGUCAUUGGUAGCCGCUCUCCACGAAUUGCGCCGGCCAGCGCUGCUAAUGGCAAUGGGCCCAAUAGGCACCGUCAGGAUUCGCUGUGCUCUGUGCCUUCGAUCAUUCGCUCCCCGGUUCCGUCAGCACUGGUGUCGCCGUGUGCACAAAGCUUCGUUGGCGCAUCAGGCAAUUUAAACUUAGCUUCAGCAGAGUCUCAGACCGCGCCGUCGCCCGCUGUCCCACCCGGCCCCAGUAGCCCCCUGGCAAGUCCGUUAUAUGUUCUAACGCCUAAAACUACGAAUAUCCUACCAUUCUUUUCGAACUUAGCUCCGAAACCUCUAACUCUACGAUCACCAAAUUUGAACCAAGAGUUCUCACGCAGCACUGCGCGUCUUACUGGCCGUGACCGCAGCCGCAGCCGCAGCCGCAGUCGAAGUCGAAGUCGAAGUCGAAGUCGCAGCCGAAGUCGUCCCCGGGGCCCAGACUUGUUCAAACCCCUUCCACCGACAUAUGCUUUUGAUCUGCCAGCUCCAGAAUCACCUAUACUUCGUACCGUGCCGUCUGCGAGCGAUAUUGCCAGAUUUAAACGUCGCAAUCUACAUGCCUUGCGUAUCAAUACUGAAACUGCCGAACGCGCUGCAAACAUUGAACGAGAGGACCUUGAGCGCGAGGAAGACGAGGCUGAACGCCUAGCCGCCCGUCUUGAGGCUGAGACUGAUCGCAUCCUCGCCGAGCAGAAGAAACGCGACCUAGCCCGCCGCCGAGCGCAACUGCCGACUCCAUCCCCCAAAUUUCCACGAUUUCUUGUUCUUGACAAGUUUUCAUUUCUCUAUCGCACCCGGCGAUCGAAUGCUUUGACAAGCCAAGCCGACACGCCAAGCCCAGGGGCACCAACAGCCUUUUCUCUUGAUCUCAGCCGGCCUACCAGUCCUGAGGAAUCUUCAUCACCAGGAAAAAUGAGUUUCAUAGAACAGGGUGGUAAAGGUAUCGUGCCAGGCACUGACGCCCCAACUUCGGCCAGCAAUGGAGGUGAGAGACGCGUGUGCGUACGAUGCAUAUCAUCAGUCAUCAAUCUUCCCGUCAACACUGAUACCUCUCCUGUUGAUAUCCUCUACUCGACCGCCAACCUGACCAGCCAUGAUAUCGACCCCAAGGCAAGCGUGUUGAUCGAAUGCUACGUUGAACUUGGUCUCGAACGGCGCCUUCGCCGUUAUGAACGAAUUCGUGACGUUAUGAAUUCUUGGGAUCGUGACCAGCAGAACUCCCUUCUUGUUGUCACCAAUGAUAUCUCACAAUCCAAUGACCCUGAUCUCGAUAUGAAGUCUGUCCCACGAACCCCAACCCCUCCCCCAGGCUUCACGCUGCAAAUGUACCACUCUUCCAGGCCAGGUAAAUGGAACAAGCGAUGGAUUACCUUGCUGGAAUCUGGUCAGAUGUUUGCUUCCAAGAAGCCUGAUUCAAAGGCUUCGGAUAAAGACAGUACUGUCCUGUGUCAUUUAUCAGAUUUUGACAUUUAUACACCAAGAGAGAGUGAGGCCAGGCGUCAUUUAAAGGCCCCCCGUCGCUUUUGCUAUGCUGUUAAGAGCCAACAGAAGACAUUCGUUUUUCCAAACGGCGAGAAUUUUGUUCAUUUCUUCUGCGCUGAAGACGGAAAGCUUGCCAGGCGUUUUCUUGAACUUGUGCAACGUUGGCGAAGCUGGUAUCUUGUCAAUAAGAAGGUUGACUUUGAGAAAAAGGACAAGCCCCCGCAACUUGCCAUGCACUUAGAAAACGACACGGUUCCCAAAGCCAUUUCCAGACCGAAGAGUUCUACCACACCUAAAGGGCAUAGUACGCAGGUUUCUGUUGACGAGACGCCAUACACCAUUGGCGCUUUCCAGCCACUUCUUGAUAUGGACCGCUUUGAUAAACCCCUGGAGGAGUUCGGCAAAGAUCUAGAACAGGACAAGACAAAACAUGGGGAUCAUGAUACUGAGUUUAAAAGUGGACUCGUCCGGAAGGCGACCUGCAAACAGCCAAACGUAUUAACAUCGUCCAAAUCAAUACAUCAAAAGCGUAGGUCACCGCCAACGCCUCGAGACGAGGCGCAAUUCUCUUCUACGGGGCUUUUGGGUCAAGUAUACGAAGAGAAACGCAAAAUAGCUGAACGGGCGCCUGUCGUCAGCCUCCCUCCCACCAACGCGGCUUUCACAAAAGGAGCCUCGCUCCUGGGUCAAGGGUAUGAGCAAAAGCGCAAGAUCUCUGAGCGAGCGCCAGUCAACAAAAGUGUUGCUUCAACAAAUGCCGCUUUCACAGAGGGUCCUUCACUUCUCAACGGUGGUGUUGUCUCGCCAACGUCUCCUAAUGAGAACAUGGCAGAUUCAAAAUCAUGGUUUCCUUUGGGAACAGAUCAGUCUUCUCAGCCACGCUACCGUAGUCGAUCUGUCCGAGAUCCCAAUAGGCGUCCUACCACUUCUGAGAAGGUCCCAGAUAUGCCACAGCCGCUAGUAAAUCUUACCAACAGCUUCCCUGAGCCGCCUCGCUGGCGCGAGAACAAGGGCCAUGGUGUAAAGGCCCCAGCCGGUGGUCCCUUAAUCAGUCUCGCUACUGGGGGACCGACGAACAAUUCAUUCAACACUCGGAGUGCCUCUGGUCUUGUAGGGCAGUCUCGACCUCUGCCCUCUUCUUCGUCCAUGACGGUUGUUAGCCGUCCUCGGAGCCGGUCUAUCGCAGGAAACCAACAAUCGCCUAGCCAUGCUCCUCCUGUUCCUCCUUUGCCAAUCCGAUCGUUACGUCGAGAAAACACUGCGCCGCUCGAACAGUCUCGUGGCCGUGAUCCUCGUCCGCGAGAGCCGUUGAUUAAUCGAGCCGGGACGAUGGGCUUCUCGUCAAGGAAUUAA
Molecule: messenger RNA, 3276 nt
Organism: Fusarium fujikuroi IMI 58289
Lineage: Eukaryota; Fungi; Ascomycota; Sordariomycetes; Hypocreales; Nectriaceae
Exons: 2
Coding region: 1-3276 (1091 amino acids)
Source: RefSeq, a predicted model, not a curated record